Messenger RNA from Cydia pomonella (codling moth), 703 nucleotides. RefSeq lists its product as uncharacterized. The record is from RefSeq and is a predicted model, not a curated record. The coding region runs from base 140 to 616 and encodes 158 amino acids. The transcript has 3 exons. Lineage: Eukaryota; Metazoa; Arthropoda; Insecta; Lepidoptera; Tortricidae.
AAAAAAAUUCAAUUGUUAAAGGAAAAUGAUAUAAAAUUCGGAAUUAGUGAUAGAAAAAAUUCAAAAUUUAAUUAGUCAAAAAUAAAAAACGUAUUAAUUUAAACUGUUAAGUAAAAAUCCUCUGCUUUUUAACCUCAUAAUGGCAACAAAAGAACUUUUGGCGAAACUUCCAGAUAUACCAUUGGCAAAACCUGGUUAUGAGGCUCUGGAUAUGACUGCGCCAGUAUUGGUAUCGUUAAACCCAGAUGGCAAUUGGCAGAAAAGUAAACCAGAUUGUUUAGACGAGGAACAAUUGAAAGCUGUAGUGGCACACUUAGUUAAGUCUAAAGCUGUAUCAGCAGCUCAAAGCUAUUGUUGCCAGUGCGCUGCCGAAAAGAAAGACCGAGGUGCAUCUAACUACGUGCCGGUUAUAAUGAUGCCACUCUAUCCGGCUGACCAAUGUCCAUUCGAUAUGGAUUGUGAAAUCCAGAAAAUGAAAGAAUCAGAACCUAAAAAAAAGACGAAAGCUAAAGCUGUCGCCGAAACAGAAAAGGAUGACAAAGAAGGUAAAAAGAAAAAGAAACGGGGAUUUGUAAUGCAGCGGCUGAAUGAUUUCGAUUUGUUGUCGCAGUGGUAAUUUUUGUAUGGUGUUGUCAUGUAGCUAUGUCUAUGUCUUGUGAAAAUGUUAAGAAGUUCCGAAAUACAAUUUUGAUGUUUCAUCUUU